AACAUUUUCAUAAAGCCCCCCCACCCAAGCUGGUUUACAUUACGUCUUGUUACUAGGACGGAUACUGGGUACCCCGCACACUAUAAGGCGCAUCAUUAUUGAAGGAUUUCUGCGCUAAACGUCUUCCAAUGGUGCAAUUCUUGCACAAGUAUUUGACUUCAAGAGGAAUUAUGUUAAUUAGGUAACAGCAGGAAACAAAGGACCACAUUCCUUCUCCCCUGUCCCCUAGCCCCUUUAAACCUUGUGAACCCACUGCUGAAAAAUGGGUCAAAAGAUCUCAGGGAGUAUAAAGUCUGUGGAUGUACGGGAUCCCCCUUACAGACCAGUCAAGCGUGAACUUAGAGGACCUGACUUUUGCAAGCCUGCUCGGCUUGAUAUGCUUUUGGAUAUGCCUCCUGUCUCUUUGGAAGUUCAGCACAAACACGCAUGGAACAAUGAGGACCGAUCUCUGAAUAUCUUUGUGAAAGAGGACGACCGAUUAACGUUCCAUCGACACCCAGUUGCACAAAGCACAGACUGCAUCCGUGGCAAAGUUGGCUACACAAGAGGCCUUCAUGUUUGGCAGAUCCAUUGGCCUACGAGGCAAAGAGGAACACAUGCUGUUGUUGGAGUAUCAACUGCAGAUGCUCCGUUACACUCAGUGGGAUAUACAUCACUGGUUGGAAGCAAUAGUGAGUCUUGGGGCUGGGACCUAGGACGGAACAAACUUUAUUACAACUGUAAGAAUCAACCUGGUGUUACAUAUCCAGCCUUUUUAGAACCUGAUGAAUCGUUUGUACUCCCAGACUCUUUGCUUGUAGUUUUAGACAUGGAUGAGGGAACACUCAGCUUUAUAGUGGAUGGACAAUACUUAGGAGUUGCCUUCAGAGGACUUAAAGGGAAGAAACUGUAUCCUAUUGUCAGUGCUGUAUGGGGUCACUGUGAAAUCACAAUGCGCUACAUCAAUGGACUUGAUCCUGAGCCAUUGCCUUUAAUGGACCUAUGUCGAAGAUCGGUUCGCUUUGCUAUCGGAAGAGAACGUUUGCACCAAAUUGAGUCUUUACCUUUGCCUCAAUCGUUGAAGAACUAUUUACAAUACCAGUGACUUGUUCCACUUCCAAUAAGCCUCAGCGGAGAACAUUGAAAGGAAAAGGAAAUAA
Molecule: messenger RNA, 1139 nt
Organism: Spea bombifrons (plains spadefoot toad)
Lineage: Eukaryota; Metazoa; Chordata; Amphibia; Anura; Pelobatidae
Gene: SPSB4
Product: splA/ryanodine receptor domain and SOCS box containing 4
Exons: 3
Coding region: 263-1084 (273 amino acids)
Biological process (GO): intracellular signal transduction; proteasome-mediated ubiquitin-dependent protein catabolic process
Cellular component (GO): SCF ubiquitin ligase complex
Molecular function (GO): protein binding
Source: RefSeq, a predicted model, not a curated record